Messenger RNA from Aspergillus steynii IBT 23096, 860 nucleotides. RefSeq lists its product as uncharacterized. The transcript has a single exon. Lineage: Eukaryota; Fungi; Ascomycota; Eurotiomycetes; Eurotiales; Aspergillaceae. The coding region runs from base 209 to 817 and encodes 202 amino acids. The record is from RefSeq and is a predicted model, not a curated record.
CACCCGUGGCUCUGGCGAUCUCGGCUAGCUACACUGGAACCAGAUAUAGGCUUGCUUUCUUGAUUGUGAUGAGAGAAAUGAAGGUUACCGAAAUCGAUAGGCUGUCAUAAUCUUAGCUCGCGUGUUUGUAAGCUCUGGGUGACGCGGUCAAAAACACACGCGCCAGAUUGGCGGGAAACCAAAAUACGUCGCUGAGCAGCACGAUUCAAUGCUUUUCGAAAGACAAAACGACCAAUGGCUAUGCUGUACCAGAAAUCCUGCGAUGCUCCCGUGUGCCUAUAUCUCGAAAAUGAAAGAGUGGAUUGAGGUCCGGGUUGGCUGGAGAUCCUCAAGGCCUCCUUUCAGCCUGACAGCUCACACACGCCUGGCGCAGAAUCUUCCUAUCAAUGAUGUGUUCUCGGCAAAUCAAACUCACCAGCCAAGAAUACGUCCUCGAUGUUCUUAUUGCUCAGACGCUGGUAUUAUAUCCUCCGUUCUUGUUGGCAAGCUUGCACGCAAUCUAAAGCCAAGUCCACUGGACCCACAUAUCACCAAUGGGAACCCAAGUCCUGAAUUUCUACAGGGCGUUGUCAAGCCUGUCCACCUGGAACAAACACACCUCAGACCUCUUAAUAGGUUGUCUUGUUGCUCCUGGAGAGCAGCACAUGCACUUGUACUCCGCAAAAGCGAGCUGGUCAUGCAUGGCCAUAGGGCUGAAAGGUACUACUGGUUGGGGGGCUAUGAGCCAUAUGCGCAGGCAAUAAUCAAUUUAACUGCUCAUUGCUCUGUAUAUUUUGCAACCAUGAAAUGGCUGAAGGAACACCCGGCUGACAUAUGAGCUUCGGCAUACAGUCAGACAAUGGAAGAACGCCCCAGAACAC